This is a messenger RNA of Linum tenue, 543 nucleotides long. The record is from the annotation of a GenBank genome assembly. NCBI's taxonomy places the organism in Eukaryota, Viridiplantae, Streptophyta, Magnoliopsida, Malpighiales, Linaceae.
AUGAAGACGGUGGCGUUUCGGCGGGGAGACCGCGUGGAAGUGGCGAGCGAGGAAGAAGGGUUUCACGGCUCCUACUUUGAGGGCACGGUGGUGGAAGUUCUGGGUUCGAGCCAGUACAAGGUGGAGUACGUCAAUCUGACGACGGAGGAGGACGAGUCGGAGCUCCUGAUCGAGACGGUCGCCGGCGAGUUCAUCCGGCCGGUCCCGCCGCGCAUCCGCUUCGGGAGCGGCGGGUUCGGCGUGAUGGACGCGGUGGACGCGUGGGACAACGACGCGUGGUGGGUCGGGAGAGUGACGGGGAAGAAAGGGCCGAUGUACUACGUCUACUUUGACUACACCGGCGACGAGAUCGCUUACCCUGUUUCGAUGCUGCGAGUUCAUCUGGAUUGGGUCAACGGGCAGUGGGUUUCGCCGGAUAAAGGCAAGAAACGGGGCCGCGAUUCGACGCAAUCCGAACCGGCCAAGAGCGUGGAGAAGGAGGAGGAGAAGAAGAAGCAGAAGAUGAGAAGGAUUUCUGAUAUGGUGUAUGCAAUUAAGGUUUAA